CCAACCAAGUCAAACCUUCUAUUCCUCCUCCUCGCCAAGCCAGCGGAAUUUUCCCCCAAAUCCACCGCGUCGCCAUGGCCGCCGCCGCCGCCCGCCUCCUCCUCCUCGCCGUCGUCGCCGCGGUGUUCCUCCUCUCCCCCGCGGCAGCCGGGCGCCCCUGCGGCCACGCCCAGACGCUCCUCAUCUCCUUCUCCUCCGUCUCCAGGCCCAACCCCGACCCCAACAACCCCACUCCCCUCACCACCACCGUCGUCACCGUCCUCCGCGUCCGCCGCCUCGGCCCCCACCACCCCCUCCAGAUCCCCCGCCCCGAUCCCCUCCCCGCCGCCUCCGACGCCGCCUCGUCCGUCCAGGAGCGCGCCAAGGACAUCCUCGUCGUCGUCUCCGGCCUCCUCUUCGGCUUCGGCUGCGGCGCCCUCACCGCCGCGACCAUGUACCUCGUCUGGUCCCUCCUCGCCUCCACCUGCGCUCCUUCCUACGACGAGGUCUACGGCGAAGACGACGACGACGAGCUGUCCGACUCCGAGAGCCCCAAGAAGGCCGGAUACGUCAUCAUCCACGACGCCGAACAGUACGUCGGCGGUAAGAACUAGGGGUGGGGAAUUGGGCUAUCUCGCCGAUGGCCAAUUUAAGAAUUUGUGAUAAAUGAUCGCGUGGAUUUGCGGGGUAUAUAUACUACUAUUAGCACCUAUAUAUGUGUUGCGUCUGUCUGACUCAGUAUGUGUGUGUGAUUUCGAAAAGAAACAAAUUAUGAAUACGGUCUUGAUGUUUUCUUACAUAAUUUAAAGUGAAACUGAAGUGUCCUUAUUUAUUGAUCAUGAAACAUGGAACAUAUUUGGUUCUUCUGCUCAGCAAAAUUGCAAUAUGUUGUGUACAACUUCUGGUAAA
This is a messenger RNA of Oryza sativa Japonica Group (Japanese rice), 888 nucleotides long. RefSeq lists its product as uncharacterized. The record is from RefSeq and is a predicted model, not a curated record. NCBI's taxonomy places the organism in Eukaryota, Viridiplantae, Streptophyta, Magnoliopsida, Poales, Poaceae.